AUGGUGGGUCAUGAUUUGAGUAAGUGCCCCUCUAAACAAUCUUGCUUAGCUUGCAGUGGACGCCAUCACACUCUGCUUCACGACGCGCUCAAGACAACGUCGUCAACCUGCAAUUACGGCUCUAUGGAGGCAAUGCCGACGGGAUCUUCAUCUUCGCUUCCGGAGGAACCCUGCUCAGCGACCUCGCUCUCCUUGACGGCCGGACCACGCUCAGCCGCUGUACUAGCAACAGCCAAGGUGAAAUUGGAGGCACCAUCAGGCGAAGCCCUUGAAGUCCGAGCGCUCCUGGAUACGGGCUCCGACGCUUCUCUUGUCUCCUCUUGGGUGGUUCAGGCCCUUCGUUUGCCACGGCGGGCGGUACGAGUUACUAUCUCCGGCGUCCAAGAAAACCAGAACGGGGUUUCUACAGGCGAGGUCUCCUUGGUAGUACGACCCCGCCAUCCGUCCGGCUUCCGCUUGCCGGUUCGGGCCUUGGUUUUGCGGAAACUAACAUCUUUGUUGCCAGCCCAUCGAAUCACUCCACAACCUUGGCUACACCUGAAGGGUUUUCCGUUAGCCGAUCCAGAAUAUGGCGUGCCGGCCCGCGUGGACCUCGUCUUGGGAGCAGAUGUCUGUGGAGCUCUGUUCACGGACGUCACUCGAACGGGAUCACCAGGAACGCCCACGGCGAAGCUUACACCCUUCGGCUGGGUCCUUAUGGGAGCAACAUCUUCCGCCACAGCUCAAGAGGAGGCGCGUACCUUCCACUGCCGAACCGAAGCUAACAUCGGUCCGCUGCUCCAGCGUUUCUGGGAGCUAGAGGAGGUUCACGACCGCCCCCCAAUGUCGGAAAAAGAGGAGAAAUGCGAGCAGCACUUCAAGGGGACCCAUGCACGAGACCAGAAUGGACGCUAUGUGGUACGCUUACCUUUCAUACGGGACUCUGCCGCUUCGCUGAAGCCUUCUAGGACAUCCGCGCUGAAGCUCCUGUUCAAUUGCGAACGCCGAUUAGCCUCGGACCACGCAUUAAAGGACAAGUACAGCAAAUUCCUGGAAGAAUACCUGUCCCUGCAGCACAUGAAGACAGUCCCGGAAACGGCCAAGGAAGAAUCGGCGUAUUAUCUCCCGCAUCAUGCAGUCGUCAAGCGGCACGACCCUACGGCAAAACUACGAGUCGUCUUCAAUGCCUCCUUUCGAACCGCUUCAGGAUACUCGCUUAAUGAUUGUUUGUCCGCAGGGCCUCAGCUCCAAGCAGACCUCUGGAUGGUCUUGACACGGUGGCGUAUCUUCAAGGUCGUUUUCACUACAGAUGUGGUGAAAAUCUUCCGUCAAAUCCAGGUUCAUCCGGAGGAUACGAAAUGGCAACGGAUUCUUUGGCGAACUGGUCCGGAUGAAAGAGUGCAGGACUUUCAACUCACCACCGUGACCUACGGAACAGCCUGUGCGCCCUUCUUAGCCUUGAGGGUGUUCAACCAGCUGGAGAAGGAUGAAGGGGACAGGUUGCCACUGGGAGCGGGCGCCAUUCGCAGGUACACCUACGUCGACGAUAUCCUUGCAGGAGCAGACGACGUCGACGAAGCCCUGCAAGCAAAACACCAGGUCAUUCAGAUCUUCAAGGCUGGAGGAUUUGACCUGAGCAAGUGGGCGUCGAACGUACCAGAGUUGAGGGAGAACGGCGCCUCCGACCAGCACCUCUUCCAGGAAUGGCCAGGAAUUGCCAGGCUAGGGGUCAACUGGGAUCCGACAACCGACUCCUUCUCGCUUCGGGUUGCGCCUCCAACGGACUCCCCGCCGGCAUCAACGAAGCGCUCCAUACUCUCGGAGGUCGAGAGCCUUUUCGACCCCUUGGGUUGGGUGGCCCCGGUGCUGGUCACCGCAAAAAUCCUGAUGCAGGAUCUCUGGAUCUUGGGCGCCGACUGGGAUCAAACUCUUCCUGAGGACAUCCAAAGACGUUGGCAAACCUUCAGGCACUCGCUGGACCAGCUGGAGACUCUUACCAUACCACGCUGGAUCAUCACUUCUUCCAAGAGCCAACCGGACCUGGAGCUUCAUGGCUUCUGUGAUGCCUCACAACGGGCGUACGCAGCGGCGGUCUACCUGCGAGUUGAACACGAGGGCCAGGUCAGAACUUCGCUCGUGGUGGCCAAAACCAAGGUGGCCCCGGUCAAAACCGCAACCAUCCCGAGACUUGAGCUGUGUGGCGCCUCUUUGCUGUCCAAACUCAUGGUUCGGGUCAAGGAAGGACUCGACCUACCGGUCAGGAUGCUGGCGUGGACGGAUUCCAGCGUUUGCCUAUACUGGAUCCGUGGACACGCCUCACAGUGGAAGCCUUUCGUAGUUCAUCGGGUCUCCGACAUCCAGUCCGAGCUUCCACCCGACCUCUGGAGACACAUGGCAUCAUCGGACAACCCGGCAGAUCUGGCCACGCGAGGGAUCUCUCCAGCUGAUCUCUUGAGGGCCGAACUCUGGUGGCAAGGACCUUCCUGGCUCUCUAAAUCAGCCAACCAGUGGCCAGCCGAACGCCUGGAAAAAAGCGAGACCACGGACUUAGAACAACGCAAGGUCACAGUACAUCUGGCCGUAGAAGACAACUCGGAUGAGCUCCUUACCAGGCUCAGCAACCUUGCCCGGAAAAGACCGUGCGAAAGCGGGUUCAUCAAGGCGGAAGAACGCACCUCCGCCCUCCGAGCCGCUCAUCGGGUCUCGGAGCAAGCCUACUUUGGGGAGGAACUAAGCCAUCUUCAGGGACAUAGAGAGCUGAAGAGGACUUCGCCGCUGGCAUCGCUAAGGCCUUUCCUAGAUGAACAAGGUCUGCUCAGAGUGGGAGGACGACUGGCCAACGCUCUACUACCGUUUAACGAAAGGCAUCCUUACCUCGUAUCGAAGAAUUGCCCUCUGACCACGCUAUUAGUGAGGGACGCCCACCUACGCACUCUCCAUGGCGGACCGCAGCUGACCAGAAGCCACAUGGUUCGUCAGUUUUGGAUCCUGCGUGGGAGAUCUCUGGUUCGGGCUGAAAUCAGAAAAUGCGUCAAAUGCGCUCGUUUCAGAGGACGAGCAGGCGGUCAACUCAUGGGCCAUCUUCCUAACACCGGCACAGCCCCUCAAUGA
This is a messenger RNA of Osmia bicornis bicornis, 3090 nucleotides long. RefSeq lists its product as uncharacterized. Gene Ontology annotation, biological process: proteolysis. Lineage: Eukaryota; Metazoa; Arthropoda; Insecta; Hymenoptera; Megachilidae. The transcript is spliced from 2 exons. The record is from RefSeq and is a predicted model, not a curated record. The coding region runs from base 1 to 3090 and encodes 1029 amino acids. Gene Ontology annotation, molecular function: aspartic-type endopeptidase activity.